CAGUGGAUCACCGAGUCAUCGAUCGCUCAGCGUUUCCCAGCAAAGCAACUGGAGUGGCGCUUAUAACACGAAGGACAAUAAGAGCGGAGCCUGUCAGAGCUAGGUUAAUAUAUCGCCAGGAAUAGACAUGCACGUCCAAACAUUGAAUCGCCUAAGGGACUGAGAGUCAAUUAAAGCCACUUUACAAAACCAGCGUACCCUUUUUGAGUCAUGUCUGUGCUGCGGAGCUACUGCGAGUCCAACUCGUCCAUCUCCCAGACCUGGGUGGACCGGGGCAUCUCGCCCUGCUUCUACUUCACCCUCCUGCCCUCGGUCCUGCUCACGGUCACCUUCUUCCUGGGCACGCUCCACUGCGUCUUCUACCGUCGCUAUGGCACGGCCAUGGAGCCCAAGUUCAUCCCGCGCUCCUGCCUGUACGCGCUCCAGCAGGCGCUGUCCAUCGUCCUCAUGAUCCAGUUCCUGGGCGGCGCCAUAUGGCGAGCGUCCCGCGGCGACGCGGAGCUGCCGGGGUACGUGGUGCUGUACGGGGUCCUCUCCACCCUGGGCUGGGGCUACGCCCUGGCCCUGUUGAGGGUGGAGAGGCGGCGGGCCCUGUUGAUGGAUCGGACCCGGGGCCACAGUGCGGUGCUGCUGCUGCUGUGGGCGCUGGCCUUCUGCGCGGAGAACCUGGCCUUCGUGUCGUGGUACAGCCCGCACUGGUGGUGGGGGCUGGACACCCAGAGAGACCAGGUGGAGUUUGCCCUGUGGCUGAUCCGCUACCUGGCCACGGGCUCGCUCUUCUUCCUGGGUCUCCGAGCUCCGGGGUUGCCGCGGCGACCGUACAUGCUGCUCAUCAACGAGGAGGAGCAUGACGUGGAGAGCCGUGCGCAGGGGGGGGAGGAGGAGGAGGAGAACCAGUCAACGUGGCAGGGCUUCAGGACCAAGGUGAGGCUGCUGCUGCCCUACAUGUGGCCCCGCGGGAGCGUCCUCCUCCAGGGGUUGGUGCUGCUCUGCCUGAGUCUCCUGGGGGUGGAGCGGGCCAUCAACGUCUUCGUCCCCAUCUACUACAAGAACAUCGUGAACGAGCUGUCUGACGGCAGCAGCUGGCGAAAGCUGGCCACCACCGUCUGUGUCUACGUCAUGCUCAAAUUCCUCCAGGGCGGUGGAGCCGGCGCCUCGGGCUUCGUCAGCAACCUGCGCUCCUUCCUGUGGAUCCGGGUGCAGCAGUACACCAACCGCGUGGUGCAGGUGAAGCUGUUCGGCCACCUGCACUCCCUGUCGCUGCGCUGGCACCUGGGCCGCAAGACGGGCGACGUGCUGCGCAGCAUCGACCGCGGCACCUCCUCCAUCAACUCCCUGCUCAGCUACAUCGUGUUCAGCAUCGCGCCCACCAUGGCCGACAUCGUCAUCGCCAUCAUCUAUUUCGUCACCAACUUCAACGCCUGGUUCGGCCUGAUCGUGUUCGUCUGCAUGACGCUGUACCUCACUCUCACCAUCAUCAUCACAGAAUGGCGGACCAAGUACAGAAGGGACAUGAACUUACAGGACAACGCUGCCAAGACCAAGGCAGUGGACUCCCUGCUCAACUUCGAAACGGUGAAGUACUACAACGCAGAGAGCUACGAGGUCAACCGCUUUGAGGAAGCCAUCUUGAGAUACCAGGGGUCGGAGUGGGACUCCCAGGCCUCGCUGGCCCUCCUCAACCAGACCCAGAACCUGAUCAUCGGGUUGGGCCUGCUGGCCGGCUCCCUUCUCUGUGCCUACUUUGUCACCGAGGGCAGGUUUAAGGUGGGAGACUUCGUUCUGUUUGGGACCUACAUCAUCCAGCUCUACACGCCUCUCAACUGGUUCGGAACCUACUACAGAAUGAUCCAGAACUCAUUCAUCGACAUGGAAAGCAUGUUCAAGCUCUUUGAAGAGGAAGAGGAGGUGAAGGAUUGUCUGGGGGCUGGGGACCUGGAGUUCAAACAGGGGAAAGUGGAGUUUCAAAAUGUCUACUUUAGCUACAUCAAUGGGCAGGAGAUCCUGAAAGACGUGUCCUUCACCGUGAACCCGGGCCAAACCCUCGCCUUGGUGGGCAAGUCGGGGUCGGGGAAGAGCACCAUCAUCAGGCUGAUGUUCCGUUUCUACGACGUCCAGGGAGGCAACGUUCUCAUCGACGGCCAGGACAUCGCCAAGGUGAAGCUCACCUCCCUGCGGUCUCACAUCGGCGUGGUGCCCCAGGACACCGUCCUGUUCAACUCCAACAUCCGGGACAACAUCCGCUACGGCCGCAUCUCGGCCAGCGACGCGGAGGUGGAGGAGGCGGCCAUCGCCGCCGACAUCCACGACAAGAUCAUGGGCUUUGCUGAGGGCUACGACUCCCAGGUGGGCGAGCGGGGGCUGAAGCUGAGCGGGGGGGAGAAGCAGAGGGUGGCCAUCGCCAGAACCAUCCUCAAGGCGCCGCAGAUAGUGCUGCUGGACGAGGCCACGUCCGCACUCGACACCCAAACGGAGCGCAACAUCCAGGCCUCUCUUGCGAAGGUCUGCGCCAACCGCACCACCAUCGUGGUGGCUCACAGGCUGUCCACCAUCAUUGGGGCCGACCAGAUCCUGGUGAUCAGUGACGGGCAGGUGGCCGAGCGAGGAAGACAUGAGGAGCUGCUGGACAAGGGGGGCUUGUAUGCGGAGAUGUGGCAGAGGCAACAACAGGCCCAGGACUCUGACUCUGACACAGAGGCUAAGGAUCGCAAGUCCGAAAAGCUCCAACCCCCGUCCACCUCAUCGGGUCAUCACCACGGCCCCCACUAAACCAAACCGCCCCACGAAUGUUUGUUAGUGGCUUUGUUUUAUGCCUUGUUCUUAAACGGUGUGUGGUUUUAAAGGGGACACGUUAUACCACCAGGUGUGAGUGUGAUUAGCCUUACAAGCUGUUUCGAGCGGGCAGAUUUUCGAAACAGCUUGUAAGGCUAAUCACACUCACACCUGGUGGUAUAUUAUGUCCCCUUCAAAGGUGACAUAUUAUACCACCAGGUGUAAGAUCUGCCUCUUCUGACAUCACAAGUGGGUGUGUCCACCUAGAUGUGUGCUGGAUGGAUCAGUCUACCAGCCUACCCAGUGGACUGUGGCAAACGUUGCUACUCAUUCCAUCAUACAUCUAGGUAGAAACGCCCACCUGUGAUGUAAGAAGAGGCACAUUUUUCAAAACGGCUUGUAACAGCUAAUCACACUCGCACCUGUUGGAAUAAUAUGUCACCUUUUAAACAACCCCUUCCUCCUUUGAACUCUGAAUCACGCUACAGUCCAGCUUAGCUAGACGUGAGAAGUUAGCAAGGCUAAUUUGGCUUUCACCCAUCAAGCCUAUCCAAGUCCAAUACUCUUCAGUGUGUGCUUGCGUACAAUCAGGAGAACAGGGAGGCCUCGAGGAGCAUUUGUCAGCGAACGAUGUGAAUUAAUAUCUUUGUCAGUUUUAGGGCUGUUUUUAUGUUUGAUCCUGCUACAGCGCCUAAAAUUUUUCUUCCGUGCUGGUGUUUUAGUCGACCGUAGGAGAUCGCGCAGAAGAUUGAUCUUAUUACAAAUGUGGACGCUAUACUCAGGUUGGAAUGUUAUUUUACUACAAUACUACAUUAUUUAUAUUUGUGUUGGCUAUGGAUAUGUUGGACAAAAAGAAAGUUUUCACGAAACCAAAGUAUUGAGUGUUUAAAUGAAUGAUCCAACACUGUAAUAGUAGUAUGGAAGUAUUAUUAUCUUAUUUUCAAUCAUUUGCAUUGAUCAUUUUAUGUUUAGGACAGAAGGGAAUUUCCGAAAAUACGGAAGGCAAAGCUCCUUUUAUUCUUUUAUAUUUGUUUGCUUUCUUUAUUGUUUUUAGUCUUGUAAUUCGGCAAGUAUAUUUAUUCAGUUUACUAUCGGAAAACACUAUAUUGCUCUGAUCUAGAUUGUAUAGAUUGUUUGUAUGAAAAAUGCCACAAUAUUAAAGAAUAAUAAAAAAUAAAAUUUUUUCCUGUG
Messenger RNA from Gadus morhua (Atlantic cod), 3963 nucleotides. It is a transcript of the gene abcb6a, whose product is annotated as ATP binding cassette subfamily B member 6 (LAN blood group) a. Gene Ontology annotation, biological process: transmembrane transport; heme transport. Lineage: Eukaryota; Metazoa; Chordata; Actinopteri; Gadiformes; Gadidae. The transcript is spliced from 20 exons. The record is from RefSeq and is a predicted model, not a curated record. Gene Ontology annotation, cellular component: vacuolar membrane. Gene Ontology annotation, molecular function: ATP binding; ABC-type heme transporter activity; heme binding. Bases 211 to 2769 code for a protein of 852 amino acids.